This is a messenger RNA of Pseudogymnoascus destructans, 1125 nucleotides long. RefSeq lists its product as uncharacterized. The coding region runs from base 1 to 1125 and encodes 374 amino acids. The record is from RefSeq and is a predicted model, not a curated record. The transcript is spliced from 2 exons. NCBI's taxonomy places the organism in Eukaryota, Fungi, Ascomycota, Leotiomycetes, Thelebolales, Thelebolaceae.
AUGCACUACAUUCGUUUCCUGAAGCCUCCACAAAUAACUCGGGAUGCCAAAGUACCUGACCACCACAUACUUUAUGCCAAGAUCACCGUCGUCAACGACCUGGGAGAAAGCUUCUUAUGGUGUGAUAUACCCAUCGAGGCUACCAUUCGGGACAGCAAUGGCGUGACUGUCGCCACACAAAGCCUUGUGUGGAAGUGCGAGAAGAGGCAGCUCGAAGUAAGGUUGGCCAUGAGCGAAAAGAAGGCAAGAAAGGAAAAAUAUCAGCCACCUUAUCAACUCAGCGUGUGGCCUUCCACAGGAGACUUUACGCCUUAUAAUUUGGCAGAGGUGCUCAGCAUAAACAGGGGGCAAACUAAUCGACCGGCGGAUGGUGCCGUUUUACGCGGGUUGAGCGCAAUCUUCAAGGCCACGGCGGAAUCCAUUCGUCCUGUGAUUUACAGACACUUCAAAUUGAAUGGUGGGGUCACUAUGAGUAUUGACGAGGAUACAGGGGAAAGUAUUGCGAGGCAUAUAUGGGACGCUGGUGUCAUCCUCUCAGCCCUCCUCGAGGAGCUAAGCCAGGCUUCCAACAGCCCCCCAGCAGGCCUCCGAUUACUGGGCGACCUGAUCAAAACCGUGCCAUCACCAUCUGUCCUUGAAUUGGGUACUGGUUGCGGAAUUGUCGCUAUCACAUUCGCACUCUCUGUCCCAGCUUCUCGCGUCAUCGCCACCGACCUCGAGGAAGCUGCUGAAGUCGCAUCUGAUAAUCUCGAGCAAGCCACCAACGCGUCUUACCUGAACCUCGAUUGGUCAGAGCCACUACCACUGAGAGUUGCGCAUGAGAACUUUGACUUGAUCUUGGUGGCAGAUUGCACCUACAACCCAGAUGUGGUCCCCUAUCUCGUCUUAACAAUAGCCAAAUUGAUCGAGAAAUCCCCAUCGGUGUUAAUAUGUCUGGCCAUGAAAGUGCGCCACGCCAGCGAGGCAGUAUUCUUUGACCUCAUGAAGGAGCACAGGAUUGUGCAGGUUGGUAAACACAGUGAGAGGGUGGGGAACUUGGGCGACGAAGACGAAUCCGUCGAUAUUUAUUUGUUUAAGGGUGCAGAGGCGGCCAAGGUCUUAGAACGCGCGUCUGGUUUGGCUUAA